CGAAAUGAUACCAAAAGCAAUCAGUUCUGAUCUGCUUAAAAUUCGAAAUGGCUUUCCAAGUUACUUUGAGGUUUAUUGUGGUUAUUUGCUUUACAUUUUUAGUGCAAGUUUCCCUAGCUGAGCACAAUAUCCGACAGUGUGCGGACCCAACACAAGCGGCACAUAUACUAUGUCAGAAAGACAUAAAGGAUGGUGCAAAAUUUCUGCAAAUUAUUAAAGAAGUUGUGGACUGUCCGGAGUCUGGAAUAAACACCUAUCCAAUUACUUGUAUUCUGGUUACCAACCAGCUUGGUGAUGAUGGUGGAGAUGCUGAGAUUGUAAGUGGUGGAAUUGGAUACACUUCCGUUGAAAUAUCAAUGACUUCCAAACUUUCCAAGGGGCUUGAUUAUCACAUGGAAAUUUAUACCGCACAAGAGUAGCAAGCAUAACAAUACCACUGCUAUUUAACUAAUUUAAAUAAAUGUUUAUUGGCUUGUAA
Molecule: messenger RNA, 478 nt
Organism: Dendroctonus ponderosae (mountain pine beetle)
Lineage: Eukaryota; Metazoa; Arthropoda; Insecta; Coleoptera; Curculionidae
Exons: 3
Coding region: 48-419 (123 amino acids)
Source: RefSeq, a predicted model, not a curated record